This is a messenger RNA of Closterium sp. Yama58-4, 693 nucleotides long. Lineage: Eukaryota; Viridiplantae; Streptophyta; Zygnematophyceae; Desmidiales; Closteriaceae. The record is from the annotation of a GenBank genome assembly.
AUGUGGACGGCUAAAGGCCGGGCAACAGGUGGGGCAUGGGUGCACAAGGCAUAUGUGGGAGUAUGGUUUCUCAAGGCAUGUGUGGGAGUAUGGUUUCUCAAGGCAUGUGUGGGAGUAUGGCUGCUCAAGGCAUGUGUGGGAGUAUGGCUGCUCAAGGCAUGUGUGGGAGUAUGGUUUCUCAAGGCAUGUGUGGGAGUAUGGUUUCUCAAGGCAUGUGUGAGAGUAUGGUUUCUCAAGGCAUGUGUGGGAGUAUGGUUUCUCAAGGCAUGUGUGGGAGUAUGGUUUCUCAAGGCAUGUGUGGGAGUAUGGUUUCUCAAGGCAUGUGUGGGAGUAUGGUUUCUCAAGGCAUGUGUGGGAGUAUGGUUUCUCAAGGCAUGUGUGGGAGUAUGGUUUCUCAAGGCAUGUGUGGGAGUAUGGUUUCUCAAGGCAUGUGUGGGAGUGUGUGUGGCGCAUGGCGCACCAGACAUGCCAGCGUGCCAGGAGUUUGUGACUGUAGCGGAGGGUGACAGCUGCGACACAAUAAUGAGGGCUGCACGACCGCCUCUGAGCGCACAGGAGUUCUACACUUUGAACCCAGGGAUCAACUCGACCCGGCGUUGCGCUGCUCCAGAAUGGGUGCCGCUACCAAAUCCCGGCUUGACUCCAGUUCACCUCCCCGACUGCUCAGCGCUCAACAGUAGUAAGACGUUUUGA